Messenger RNA from Leptonychotes weddellii (Weddell seal), 1881 nucleotides. The record is from RefSeq and is a predicted model, not a curated record. Lineage: Eukaryota; Metazoa; Chordata; Mammalia; Carnivora; Phocidae.
CCGAGCUCAGCCCUACACAUCUCCUCUUGCAUCCAACUCCUUGAGAGGGAGAGGCGAGCGUGUCCUCCUCUCUCUCGCAGCCGCCAGCGUCUAGAGCCACCGCGGACCGGCUUUUCACACCUCCGCCACCCCCCUCCCUUCUUCCCCGCCACUCCCUCCCAGAGAGAGAGAGAGAGAAGGAAAAGGAGAAAGAUUCUGGAAUUUGAACCUUCCCAAAGAGGAAACAUACCCAGCAAAGUCAGUUGAUUAAGCAUCAAACAAACAAACAGAUCCCAAAUCUUCUGUUCAACUGGAAAGGUCUUUUUCUGGAGUCCUGAGAGGCAGGUUAUGGGCAGGACUGCCUCUGGCCCGCACCAUGAAGCCUGAACCUGCUUCGGCUCUGCCCUGGGCCCUGCUCUGCCUGAGCACUCAGCUUUGGGCUUCCCCGCUCCCUGCAGCCCCCUGCUGCUAGGAGGUAAAACUUCAGGACUGGUCCUUGGCCUGUUUCUGCCUUUCACCUGGCUCGCCUCACCACUGCUCACGCCUCCCCCAUCACGGCACCCCCACCCCAGCCCUCACCCCGGCCUCCCUGGCUGGGGCGUUUGGGGGUCCGUUGGGAGGAGUGCAUUGCUGAAGCCUUCCACCCGCCGUGUACCUUCUCCUCCUCGAAUCAAGGCCUCCGGAUCCACAUGGAUAGCUGAGAUCUUUUCUUGGAGGACACUUGGCUCCUCAUUCUAGUCCCCCACUUUCCCACCUGACUUUCCUCCUCUUCUGCUGCCCUGCCUUCUCCUCCCUCUUUGUUGAAUUUCUUGCUCUUGCGCCCAUCUGGGGCCAUCUUGUCCACUUUCCUUCUUCCUCACCCUCUGGAUAUUUGUGUGUGUGCGCCUCCGUCCUCUUGUGUGCUCUCUGUCCCUCCCCCAGGCCCAUCUCCUCUUCUUCUCUUCCUUCCGCUGCCAAGGGGGAUCCUCCCCUGAGGGCGUCCCCCGCCCGUCGUCGUCGGCUCCUCUGGGCUCGGUCCUGACAGCCACAAUGGGCUUCGCCGCAAACUCGAUUUUCUUCACCCUGAAGGUGAGCGUCCUGCUGGGGUCGCUGCUGGGGCUCUGCCUGGGCCUCGAGUUCAUGGGCCUCCCCAACCAGUGGGCCCGCUACCUCCGCUGGGAUGCCAGCACCCGCAGCGACCUGAGCUUCCAGUUCAAGACCAAUGUGUCCACGGGGCUGCUCCUCUACCUGGAUGACGGUGGCGUCUGUGACUUCCUCUGCCUUUCCCUGGUAGAUGGCCGCGUGCAGCUCCGCUUCAGCAUGGACUGUGCGGAGACCGCGGUGCUGUCCAGCAAGCAGGUGAAUGACAGUGGCUGGCACUUCCUCAUGGUGAGCCGCGACCGCCUGCGCACGGUGCUGGUGCUCGACGGCGAGGGCCAGGCGGCUGAGCUGCAGCCUCAGCGGCCCUACAUGGAUGUGGUCAGUGACUUGUUCCUUGGCGGAGUCCCCGCGGACAUACGACCUUCUGCCCUGACCCUUGAUGGAGUACAGGCCAUGCCGGGUUUCAGAGGAUUAAUCCUGGAUCUCAAGUAUGGCAACUCAGAGCCUCGGCUUCUGGGGAGCCAGGGUGUCCAGUUGGACGCCGAGGGACCCUGCGGUGAGCGUCCCUGCGAAAAUGGGGGGAUCUGCUUUCUCCUGGAUGGCCACCCCACCUGUGACUGUUCCACCACUGGCUAUGGAGGCAAGCUCUGUUCAGAAGGUAAGACCUUCUCCCCGAGCCCUCUCUUACUAGAGACCCACCCAUUGGGGUGGGGUGAGGACCAAGACCCUGGACGGAAACCAACACUGCGGUGGAAGGCCAUCUUUAGUUAUGUGUUAGAUAAUCUGGUCCCUUUCCCUGAGGAGGGGGUGGAAAUCCUUUGA